AUGAGCUCAGAUCCCACCACUGAAGCCAGGUCAGACCUCCACAAGGAGGAGGAACAGGAGGAGGGCGACGACUAUUACAGUUAUGACGACGACAUCAUCGAGAAAUGGUCGGGUAGGGGCAUCUUCUCCAAGAUCGAACAGAUGGUCCUCGAGGACGCCAGCAUCCCUCACUACCUUACAGAACCCCCCCUGAAACAGUUCACAGUGAGGUUCUUUGAUGAGCCUGACUCCAUGUGCUGCCCGUGCACUCUGCCAGACACUGAGAAGAGCAUUCACAUGCGCAGCGAAAGUGGCGUGACCAAGGAGGACCUCAUCAAAGCCGUUACCCGGGAGCUGUGCGGCGACAAACCCCCAACUGUAUUCUCGGCCGAGAACGGCUACAGCGACGCGGAGAGCAGUGACGGAGACGCGGAGAAGGACACCGCGGAGAAGAAAACCAAGGAGCACGAAGAGAAAGGAAGCAAGAAAAGAGAGAAUACGGAGGAUGGGAGAAACGGAGCCCUCAUGUACUGGUCAGACUGGAUGUCUAAAGGAGGCAACUCUCCCAACAGACUGGCCUACCUGCACUACCUGAGUGAUGAACAGUACGCUCCUGAGAUUAUUAUGUAUUUCAGUUCCUACAAGAAUUUCAAUCGCCGGGUGGAAUUUGUUGAGAAGAAAUUCGGCAAGGAUGGAGAGUUAUGA
Molecule: messenger RNA, 684 nt
Organism: Clonostachys solani
Lineage: Eukaryota; Fungi; Ascomycota; Sordariomycetes; Hypocreales; Bionectriaceae
Source: the annotation of a GenBank genome assembly